AUAUUCAAAGGGGGAGAAGCCCCCUAUAAAACAACCCACAGUGGGCAGCCCAGCCAGCAGUGCUGUGGGUCAGUGGCGGAGCGGUAACUAAGCUCAUUGCCACCAUGAACUUCACCGGCAAGUACCAACAGCAGAGCCAGGAAAACUUUGAGGCCUUCAUGAAGGCAGCCGGUGUGCCAGCUGAUGUCAUCCAGAAGACAAAGGAUGUCAAGAUGAUGUUGGAAAUUGUGCAGAAUGGGAAACAUUUCAAGCUCAUCAUGUCCGCCGGCCCCAAAGUGACCCAGAACGAGUUCACCUUGGGGGAGGAGUGUGAGCUGGACACUGUGAUGGGCAAGGUCAAGACGGUGGUGAAGCUGGAGGGUGAGAAUAAACUGGUGACAAGUUUCAAAAACAUAAAAUCUGUGACUGAACUCAGCGGGGAUACCAUCAUCAAUAGCAUGACAUUGGGUGACAUUGUCUUCAAGAGAAUCAGCAAGCGAGUUUAGCAAGCUGCGUUUCAUAUUCUUUUACUGUGUAAAAAAUACUGUAAUAAAGUGAACUUUGUUUA
Messenger RNA from Ochotona curzoniae (black-lipped pika), 547 nucleotides. It is a transcript of the gene FABP1, whose product is annotated as fatty acid binding protein 1. Gene Ontology annotation, molecular function: fatty acid binding. NCBI's taxonomy places the organism in Eukaryota, Metazoa, Chordata, Mammalia, Lagomorpha, Ochotonidae. The record is from RefSeq and is a predicted model, not a curated record. The coding region runs from base 105 to 485 and encodes 126 amino acids. The transcript has 4 exons. Gene Ontology annotation, biological process: fatty acid transport. Gene Ontology annotation, cellular component: nucleus; cytosol.